This is a messenger RNA of Juglans microcarpa x Juglans regia, 1093 nucleotides long. RefSeq names its product protein PALE CRESS, chloroplastic. The transcript has 7 exons. The record is from RefSeq and is a predicted model, not a curated record. Gene Ontology annotation, cellular component: chromoplast; amyloplast; etioplast. Gene Ontology annotation, biological process: chloroplast mRNA processing; cellular response to light stimulus; leaf morphogenesis. Bases 29 to 973 code for a protein of 314 amino acids. Lineage: Eukaryota; Viridiplantae; Streptophyta; Magnoliopsida; Fagales; Juglandaceae.
UCUUUGGGUAAUUAUCUCUAGAGUGAAAAUGGAGGCAAAGGUGUUGAAGCUAACGUGCUUACUUCCCCCGCCAUUACCAACUCACCCCGCAGUGCUCGCUAGGCUUCCAGUGCUUCCAUUCUCUUCUCCUUUUAAACCCAAGUACUCAUCCCUCUCAGUUCUGAGGAGGAGCGUGAGCAAAGAUGAACCGCUCAUAGAUGGGCUUCCGAAGGAGUAUUAUGAUGAUGAAUGGCAAGCCCGGCAGCGGGAGACGACAAAGGAGUUGCAUAGAAGACGUCAAGAGGAAGAUGAAGAAGAGGAAAGAAAGGUCCAAGAGUAUCGUGAAAUGGCCAUGCGUUUGCAGGGAUAUCCGGAACAAGAUGUCAAAAAAGCACGGAGAUUAGUUUCAAGCUUCAUCAUAGCUGCUGAAGAAGUGGAAGAGAAAAUUGAGGAAGCUGCAGAGAGAGGAGAACUCACUGAACUUGUACUGAUGGUCAUAUGGAAUCGCCUUGAUCUUGCUCGCAGAGAUGAGGAAAAGGAUGCUAUAAGAAGUCUUGAUCUGUUAUACAGAAGGGUUGAGACUGAGAUUCUGAAAAGGGAGGCCACCCCUGCCAUGAGACUGCUCAAUGAUCUUUUGAGUAUCCAUGAUGAGUUUGGUGACGAAGGCUGGCUGAAGGAAUGCAAAAAGCUCAUGGUUGAUACCUUUCCAAGAGAGGAUCCGUUUAGCAUUCUUGUUCCAGCAGGAUUUGACAUUGAUAAGCAUCAAGGGCCAAUUCGACCUCCACUUGAGGAUGAUGAUACACUUUUGAGGGUAGACUUUGUUAGAGAGGUUGAUGCGUUGCUACAAGAGGUCCGGUGUGAACUAAGUGAAGCACAGAAUGCACAAGGGUUUGAUCCUGAAUCUGUUGCAAGUCGGUUGAAGCAGCAGGAGAAAAAACAAACCAUACGUCAAGUAGAAGCUCUGCUAGACCUGGCGAUAAAUUUGAAAUGGUAGACAUACUGUAUCCCUUCUUUGGCCACUUCCCUCUUGUGGGAGAAAGAGGGGAUGUGGAUUUUUCUUUAUUCUAUUUCCCCCUUUCAUGUUUUUCUUUCCUUAAAUAUUUUUGUGGGGGGU